AUGACAGGAAUAACUCAUCAAUCAAUCAAAUGAUGCAAAAUUACCUUGAAUCACAAGACGGUGAAUCAUCAUUUGAAUAUUAUAAUAAUUUAUCAUCUACAUCUGGUCUUGAUAAUGAACCAUUGAUUGUUGAACAUUCUAAAGAAGAUGUGAAAAGAAGUUUGAAAGUUGCUGGGGGAGUAAAAAAGUCUUAUCACCACAAACCAGGAACUGUAGCUUUGCAUGAAAUCCGUCACUACCAGAAAAGCACCAACCUUUUGAUCAGUAAAUUAUCUUUCAAACAUCUUAUUAAUCAGAUUGCUCAAAACCUUCAACCAGACACAAGUUUUCGAUCAUCUUCUAUCCAGGAUUUGCAAGAA
This is a messenger RNA of Entrophospora candida, 359 nucleotides long. NCBI's taxonomy places the organism in Eukaryota, Fungi, Glomeromycota, Glomeromycetes, Entrophosporales, Entrophosporaceae. The record is from the annotation of a GenBank genome assembly.